Molecule: messenger RNA, 1804 nt
Organism: Phlebotomus papatasi
Lineage: Eukaryota; Metazoa; Arthropoda; Insecta; Diptera; Psychodidae
Gene: RIOK2
Exons: 3
Coding region: 145-1728 (527 amino acids)
Biological process (GO): protein phosphorylation; maturation of SSU-rRNA
Cellular component (GO): nucleus; cytosol; preribosome, small subunit precursor
Molecular function (GO): ATP binding; protein serine/threonine kinase activity
Source: RefSeq, a predicted model, not a curated record
UCUGCUAAGUUUAGGAACUCUUUGCACGCCACUGGAAAUAGCAGCAACGGCCGCAACACAUGGCGUAGUGUUUUGACUUUGUUUUUCUGGAGAAAGUUUAUACAAAACAUCCUUAAAAGAAAGUUAUUUUUGGAAAAAUAAAUCAUGGGGAAGCUAAAAGUUCACAAGUUGAAGUACAUGACGAAGGAGGAUUUCAGGAUACUCACUGCGAUUGAAAUGGGCAUGAAGAAUCAUGAACUUGUUCCUGGACCCUUGGCAGCUUCCAUUGCUAAUCUCAAAGCUGGAGGAGUCAAUAAAUUGCUGCGUGAUAUGUGCAAAAAUAAACUUCUUCAGUAUGAACGAGGGAAGCAGUAUGAUGGCUAUCGCCUGACCAACAUGGGCUACGAUUACCUGGCUCUGAAAGCCCUGACACUGCGAGGAUCUGUGGCAUCUUUUGGCAAUCAAAUUGGAGUGGGCAAAGAAUCUAAUAUUUACACCGUAGCUGACUCUGAGGGCAAGCCCCUCUGUCUGAAACUUCACCGACUGGGUCGUGUGUGUUUCCGGAACAUUAAGGAAAAGCGUGAUUACCAUGGACGCCGCAACAAGGCUUCCUGGCUCUAUCUUUCUCGGAUUUCUGCCACCAGGGAAUUUGCUUACAUGAAAGCCCUUUAUGAUCGGGGAUUCCCUGUUCCCAAACCAAUCGAUUUCAAUCGUCACUGUGUUCUCAUGGAGCUCGUGGAUGGCUAUCCGAUGACAAAUGUCAAAGAAGUCGAGAACGUUGAGGCUCUCUACGAUGAUCUCAUGGAAUUGAUUGUAUCUCUGGGAAAUUGUGGAGUGAUCCAUGGUGAUUUCAAUGAAUUCAACAUAAUGGUGACAGAUGAGGGGAAGCCCAUCCUGAUUGAUUUCCCGCAAAUGGUCUCUACGUCCCAUCCCAAUGCCAAGUAUUUCUUCGAGAGAGAUGUAACAGGAGUCCGGGAGAUGUUCAAGAGGAGAUAUGAUUACGAAAGCGAAGAUUAUCCAAAGUUUGAGGAUAUUCUACGCGAAGAGAAUCUCGAUGUUGAGAUCAGCUGCAGCGGAUACGGAUUUACCCUGCAAAUGGAGAGGGAUCUGAUGAAGGAAUACGGGAUGGAGAGUGAAGAUGACGAGAGCGACGAAGAAGAAGUUGCAGACAUAGAUGAUCAGGAAGAUACAGAAGAUACAAAGAUUGAAUGCACAGAAGAGGAAUUGGGCAAUUUGAGGCAUCAUCUGGAAGAGGAAGUGCAAUUCACAGAGCAGAAAGUCCAGGAUAAAUCUGCCCAGAGUCACAUUGAGAAGUACAUAGCAUCAGUGUCUUCUCAUCUGGCCAGUUUCUCGCUCCAGCAUCCAUCGGACGAGGAAGAUAUCUUUGAGGAUGCCCAGGGAGAGACUUCCCAGCUUCCAAAUCCCUCAGAAAAUCCCUUCCAGCCUCCAGACAUUCCAGAAUCCGCCACAGAAGACAGUCUUCAGGGCCUAGAUCCUACCUCCCGGAUGUUUCGCCUGAAGAUGGUGGAGAAACUUCUGUCAGAUCGCCGUAGUAUGAGGUCUUUCUCCACAACAGCCAGCACAAUUGCUCCCAGUGUUAUUGCUGAUCGUCAGAAAAAAGAGAUAAGGAAGCAAAAUGCAAGGGAAGAACGCAAACGCUGCUCGGCCAAGGGCGAUGCCAAUGCGGCCAUGAGAAGGCGUCAUGAGAACAACUUCACCAUCAAACAGUAUGCAGGAUGGGAUUUUUAGUGACACCAAAUGGGCUAUUUAUAGUUCCAGCAAAAAAAUCUGUACAGGAUAUACAAAUAUAGGCAAAUUGCAGAAA